UGAUGAUAUAGCCUUUAAAAUAAUUAAAUACUUAAUUGGAAAUGAUGGAAAAUGGGUUUUGUGUGCAAAAUAUUACCCAUUCAUUCCAUUACUUCAUUAGCGAUUCCUUUUAUGUGUACAAGGAAGGAAGUUUUUUUAGAAUUCAUUGAAUGUCUGUGAUAAAAUUAAGACUACAAAAUGGCGUAUAGGAAAUCCUUUUAUUAACAUAAUAUGGUGAUUUGUUUUCGUUGUCAGUUGGUAGACAGAUUGAAGAUGUGUGGCGCCGGCGCAUUACGCGAUAGAAGGGCGAGAUGGCGACCAAGUCGUAUAGCAAGCAGAAAGAGUAUAAAGAGUACUCAAGCAGUAGGAGCAAUGCGCCCUACACCGACGAACAAUUCGAUAUGAUAAAAUCCGAACUACUCCCGAAAGGCAGCAAGCUAGACUCUCUGGGCCGCGGGGCGGGCUCUCGGGAGUACCACUACGAGUACAAGGAGGAGAAACACCCUUCAGGGAAGUACGACAGGAAGGACCUCCACACUGUCGAGGAAUACACUAUCCCAGCUCACCCCGUGCCAAAAGCAGAAAGCAGCUCAUAUUACUACGAGCGAGAGGAGCGUGACCUUCCAGUCUUGAAUGGUAGCUCAGGCACCAGGACUUACAAUUACGAGACUGUUUCCAGUUCCAAUCCAGGUUACUCCCGAGUUAAAAGCUCCAAGGUGACCAAAGAUCUGACUCAGAAUGUAGAAGAGCUGGACUCUCUAUUGGACGACCUCCAGAAAGACCAGGAGCGACAGUUGUACAAAAGUGGCUACACUUCCGACACGGCUGAGAGCUCCUCAUUCGACUACAAAAGGGGGACCCCAGUGAAAGCCCCGUCAAGCGGGUACUCCACUCUCAAGCGCGAGGAGAGAGUGGAGAGCUCAUCAUGGGGCUCCAGCCCCCCGCCCCCCACCGUCACCCGCGCCGCGGAGAUGAGGCAGGAGAUGUAUAGAGAGGAGAAGACAGAGUCCCGCGUGGUCCCGUCCCAGCUAUCCCCGGCGGUCCCGCAGCCUGUCCCGCCCACGAUCUGCAACCAGUGCCACCACACCACAUCUACGCUGUCCCGCUCUAGCACGCCCAUGAACAAAGUGACGACGACGGUGAAGACGUACACGUACGAGGUGCCGGCCGACCGCGACCCCACCUCCGUGCCCAUCCCCGCCGCUGCCGAGCACCGCUCCUACGUCACCAACGAGAAUUUCACCACAAGCACCACAAACCACACGUCGGCCGCCGCCCCCUCCCCGUCGCUGGGUUGCCAGUACUGCUCCCACUGUAACAACCGAGUAAGGGAGUACCGACACGUCACCACUACUGAUGCAGAGCACACGAACGAGCGGAUGGUGUACCCGUCCCCAGCGAACGAAACUAAGCUGGUCCCCGCCAACUCGCCGCCGCACAACGGACACGGCCCAUAUGGUCCAACAUCAUACAAGUACAGCGAGACAACCUACUCCUCCCACAACACGACGCAGCGUUUCCCGCCCUCUUCCUCCCCCGCCCCCUCCCCGGGCCCGCACUCCCUCCCCUCGGCCGCCCCCUUCCCGCGCCCCACCACCCCCUCCCCCGGCAACCAGCAGCCGCCCAAGAAGUUAGAUGACCUGUUGGCCGACUUUCCUGAAGCUCGUUUCCCCACCGAGUCAGAAGGCGCAGUGCGGCAGCGCACGACGGAGGUGUCCCGCGCGAGUGCGGGCGCCGCAACGCGGGGCUCCAGCAACAAUGUGUCGGGGCCGGCUGUGUACUACCCGCCGGGGCACACGCCCUUCCAGAAGAAGGAGGUCGCUGGGUAUCAAGCUAGUGCGCUGCAGGGCGGAGGGGCGUGGGCCUCGGGCCGCGGUGUGUAUGAACACGAGGCCGGCGCGCGCAGCAAGGAGAAACAUUCGGAGAAGAAAACUGCUGUCCCUGUCUGUCUGCCGCUGUGCUGCGCCAUGCCCUGCGUUAUCUUGUAAUUUAUACAAUUAUCUACAUAAUCUUGUAAUUUGUAAGUAUAUAUUCGGUUAGGUUCAAAACAUUUUAAGUCAAUUUCAGCUUUGACCGGGUAAUCUUGAGUCAACAAUGCCAUAAGAUAGAGAAAAGGUGUGCGUGGAAAAUAUGAGAUAUUUUCAAAUGUAUAAAAGUCUUGUUAAAACUUCACACUUUUAAAAGUAAUAAAAAAAUAUGUAAUUUUAAAAAAAUUGUAUAUUAUUAUUUUUUAUAAAAGAUUGUCUACAGAAAGCUCAAAAUACGCUGAAAAAUCUGAUAAAUGUGCCAAUAUUUUUAAUUUAAGCAAAACUAGGUGCUUUUUUUGUUAAAUUGUUUUGGAAGUUAAUUGUGUAUCUUAUCGACUUAUUUAACACCCCUUUUUUUAGUAAAAUUCCUACAAUGUUUUUCUUAUUUAUAGAAGAGUAAGCAAUCGCCAUUCCGUGCCAUUUUUAAUUAGUUUCAAUACUUUUUAUUGUUGAGACAGUAUUUGAUAACUUGAAAGUCAUGGAUGCAGAUUGUUCAUGGAAUAAAAAUAAUUUCAUUUUAUGAUCUACUUUGACCGGUUAAAGUUGUUUAUAGUCAAAGUUAGAAUAUAUCUUAUAUAACAGCUCAUUUAAUUUUAACUCUGUAUCCAUUUUAUUGGUAUGUAAUGUGAUAAUUCUUGCGGAGUAACUUAAUAAUAUUUAACAGUGAAUCUCAAACGCGAUACUUUAUGUACCAUAUUGAUAUUAGAUCUGAUAUUUUUUUUUAAUUUUGUAACGCAUCUACUAACCACCGUGCCAUUAAUUAUGAUAUUAUAUAAAAUUAUUACUGUGUAAAGAAUUGUAAUAUUAAUAAAGAUUAACUGGUAAACGUGUUUUUUAUUUUAACCCUCUAGUUCGAUCUUAAGAAACUAAAUAUAUCGUCAGUAAUUACUCGUCGCACGCUAGAGCCACCUCACAAUUUAAUCCAUUUAUUUCUUAGAAAAAAUUAAAAAGUAAUUUAACAGAUAAUGACACACAAUAUGAAGAAUUUUAGUUUUUUUAUAAUACAAUUCCUUUUAAUUGGCCAUCGUUUUCGAUUUAGUCAAUUGUAUGUGACAAUGGAAAACUUUAUAUACUUACCUAAUACUUUCUACUGAAAAUCUUUAUCUAGUGUGGCAUAUUUUUUUUUCUAUUUUCGCUAAGAAAUAUAAGAAUUUAAUAAAAGUAUGACGUGGCGUGGAAUUUAAUGACAGUAUCAAAUAUAUUUUUGAGUGCAAUAAACUUUAAACAAAUAACCUCAUUUACACAAGCCCAAAAUAAAACGUGUCAGACAAAACAAAGCUCUUAAACGCUCGCAUUCCGUAAGGCGUCGAAAUAAAAAUACGAGAUCGUAAUAAAAACACAUAUAUUUUGCUUUUAUAUUUUACCAAAACGUUGGAUCGAGUCCAAAAGGCAGUCUGCGGCCGUCACUCUAGACUAACAAGCUCUGCGGGUCUCCGCUUACGAUAAGGCCUGUUGGUUCUACGCCUUGUUCAGUGGAUCUGUCUUUCAACAAAAGAGAGCUAACGAAAUUUACAACUGUUAAAACUAAACAAUAUGUUGAUGCAAACUAUUUGAUCGAAGAGAAUAAUACUUGUCAGAACUUUACAUUGACAGAACGGCACGAAACAUACUUUAGCUUAUAGUAUGAUUUAACUUUUUUAUAACAGUGUUUAGAACAACGACUCAAAUUGUUGUGAAAAUUGUGUAUUUAUUAUCUUCGAUCAAAUAUACAAAGUGUGCGUUGUGGGUAAAACAAUCGCAUUGCAAAAUUAAAGCGCAGAAGCUCUGUGUAUUUAACAAUUAUUUACUUACAAACGAAACAAUUUCUCAGUAUUUAUCCAUUGAUAAAACAGUAACAUAAUCUGAACCAAUGUUGCAUGUUUUUGGACUAAACAAAAACGAAUAAGAAAUACAUAGAUCCAUUCGGGACGCAAAUUCAAUUGUUAACACUUUUGUACAUUACUGGCACAUUUUUAUUUAAAUAAAAUAUAUGUUUAGAAAGACUUUACACAAACCGGUUCAUAAAAGAGACGUCAAAUCUCGAACUAUAUCCAAAAAAUGAAGAUAUUAUGAAAGUUUUGUCAAAUUAACUGAGAUUUGUUUGUAUGAUAAAAAUAUUACUUUGGUAGACAAGUCGAUAUCCUCUUAAAACCAUACAAAACUAACAACGCACCCGUGGUUUGACCACGUUAUAACCAAUCAACGAAAAAAAAAAAAAAACAAA
Messenger RNA from Plodia interpunctella (Indianmeal moth), 4209 nucleotides. RefSeq lists its product as uncharacterized. The transcript has 14 exons. The record is from RefSeq and is a predicted model, not a curated record. Lineage: Eukaryota; Metazoa; Arthropoda; Insecta; Lepidoptera; Pyralidae. Bases 291 to 1967 code for a protein of 558 amino acids.